UCUGAACAGCCAGCUGGAUAAAGCCAAGGCUGUGUACUCACUGCUAGAUCAAACCAGUUGAACUUUCAUUCCCUGUCUAUCCCGCGGAAGCGAGCGCUGAAAGCUUUGCGUGGAACCGCAGCACGCCUUCGCUUCUGCACUUUCCUUUAUUCCAUAGGUUGACUGGUCAAUUCUGCUGCUGGUGAAACUUAAGAGAGGUACUUCUGUAGAGAGGGAGGGCUGGGUAAUCCUCAAGGCCGUCGACCUCCACAGCCGACCGCGACGACCCCUCUUGCAGACUCAGUCUUCAAGGCUACCAUAGGUCACACGCCCACCUCCACGUCGCCAAGUUGAAAGACCUCGGCGCUGGACCUGGUUAAGGACGCGUUUGUGUCAACGGGCGAGCGCAACAUUCACACGGUGCAGUACAUCCACGAUGCAAGCCGGCGGCGCCGGCGCACAGCUUGACCAGCAGAUUGCGCAGCUGCAGCAGCUGGUGCAGCAGCAGGGACAGCAGCACGGGCAGCAGCUGCAGCAGCUGGAGCAGCAGCUGCAGCAGCUGCGGCAGCUGGUGCAGCAGCAGGGACAGCAGCACGCGCAGCAGCUGCAGCAGCUGCAGCAGCUGCAGCAGCAGGGACAGCAGCACGGGCAGCAGCUGCAGCAGCUGCAGCAGCUGCAGCAGCUGCAGCAGCUGCAGCAGCAGGAACAGCAGCACGGGCAGCAGCCCUAGCGCGAGGCACACAUGAAGACGCGCGCACCGGCGUUUACGCGCAAGCACCGUGCAGAGCCGUGCAGCUCGCCAGCGGUGCUGCUGCCUCCGCGGCUGGUACUGGUACUGGUGCUGGCGCUGGUGCUGGUGCUUGACGUGGAAGGGAGGGCAGGCGGGACCUACUGCUGCCAGCAGCGCCAGCAGCAGCAGCUGCGGCGCCCCCGCCUUGCGUUAUCAUCAGCAGCACCAGCAGCAGCAGCGCCAGCAGCAUCGUCCGUUCGUGGAUAGAUGUCCGUUGCCAUGGGCGUGUGUAGCAAGCUGGCGGUGUGGCUCACGGUGUGUACGUAAACAGCUGCUGCGUGGUGGGCGGGCCAUUGGUGUGGCGGGUAGGGGGUGGGGGUGGGUGGGGGAUUGUGAGUGCAUGUUCAGAUAGUCCCCAUUCGCUCAUGCAGCAGCAGGCGGUGUGCGUUACAGACAGGCACGCACAUGGACAUUCACUUCAUGGGCAGCAGUUACUCGAAGCUCUGCUUGUGCCUGCCGGCUGGAGAACGCUCGGCGUGUUGCCGUUGCGCCUGACGUGGGGCUGCUGAAUUAUACGAGUGCUGGUUUGGGUGCUGGCUUGGUGCGCGUGACUGGCAAGAUGUGGUGCGUAUCUAUGUUGCGACAGACUAAGUACUGGGAAGGCGUAGUCGCGUAGGAUGUCGGCGACGGGCGCAUGAUGGCAAGAAGUACUAGGAUGGCCAACCGGGGGGGGGGGUUGUAGAUACCAGCCCCAGCUAACCAAACCCAAUGCAACAGAGCGAGGAGGAGAGCGUAGCCUAUGCUUGACAACGGAGUGGCACGCGACAAUAGUCACCAUCCCCGGGGGGUUGCAAGGAUUGGUACAGAGAAGUGUAGCGAAGUAGACAGUGGUGUGGUGUUGCGCGUACCGAGGGGGAGGAGUUUGUAUAGGUGGGAGGAGGGGAGGAGUUUGUGUAGGCGGGGGGGGGGGGGAGUUUGUAUAGGCGGAGGUACAGGAGCAGUUGCGCUAUGGAAGGGGCUGUGGGGUACUGUCUCAGCAUGGCGCUUACUGGCUUGGGCUCGGCGCGCCCCAGGGCAGCAGCUGCCAGGGUGGAGCCAGUGGGUGUUUGGACGCGACUUCUGUCGCCCUCCUUGGCCCUCAGCAGCCUGCCGCUGGGGCCGGCUGGACUGGGCACCAUAUCUAAGGUCAUGCCAGGCUCGAAGUGAACUUCUCGUCAGUAAGCACACAUGCUGUUGUAACAAUCCACGCGG
This is a messenger RNA of Chlamydomonas reinhardtii, 1960 nucleotides long. RefSeq lists its product as uncharacterized. NCBI's taxonomy places the organism in Eukaryota, Viridiplantae, Chlorophyta, Chlorophyceae, Chlamydomonadales, Chlamydomonadaceae. The record is from RefSeq and is a predicted model, not a curated record. The transcript is spliced from 5 exons. Bases 722 to 976 code for a protein of 84 amino acids.